Messenger RNA from Quercus robur (English oak), 1818 nucleotides. RefSeq names its product protein SUPPRESSOR OF GENE SILENCING 3-like. NCBI's taxonomy places the organism in Eukaryota, Viridiplantae, Streptophyta, Magnoliopsida, Fagales, Fagaceae. Gene Ontology annotation, biological process: defense response to virus; regulatory ncRNA-mediated gene silencing. The record is from RefSeq and is a predicted model, not a curated record. The coding region runs from base 1 to 1818 and encodes 605 amino acids. The transcript is spliced from 5 exons.
AUGGCUGAUAAUGCCGACCCAUUUCCCAAGCUCUCAAGUGUAUAUAAAAGCACUCAUCCUCAGGUUAAUCAAUUGAAUCAUCAUAUAGCAAACAUCAAUCUAAAUUCAAAAGCUAGUGACUGCAAUGUUACCCCACGGGAGUCAUAUAACAGAGCUGGAAGUAGUGUUGCAAGACCCUGGUUUCCUCAGAAUUCUAUGCAGACACGAAAUGCUGAUCUUAAGAAUUCCAAUGACAGAGUAAAUGCAUGGAUCCAACAGUCUAAGGGUCCUUGGCAAAAUAAUUACAUUGGCCAACAACCUGUAGUAUCUCCACCCCUACAGCAAGGAUCAUUUUGGUCUGCUGGAGCUGAUCACACUCAAUCUAGUGACUCAAAAAAUGGCCUGUUGAAUGAUGAAAUCAUCUCAAACUCCUACUGUGUUGAUGAUGAGAAGAAUGAUAAUGAUCACUCUGAGAUUGUUUGUGAUAGUGAUGAUGAUCUCUCAAAUUAUGACUCUGAUUUAGAUUCAAGUGAAGUGAGCUAUGAGACACUCAAGAAGAGCAAGUGGUUUGUGACAUUCUUUGAGUCUAUGGAUAAACUGCCUAUUGAGGAGAUCAAUUUACCCUCAAGGCAGUGGCACUGCCCAGCAUGCAAAGGGGCUCCUGGUGCCAUUGAUUGGUAUCGAGGCCUGCAGCCCUUAAUGCAUCAUGCCAGAAACAAACAGGCAAGAAGAGUAAAGCUCCACAGGAAGUUUGUCGAAAUCUUGGAUCAGGAGUUGCAAAGGAAGGGAACUUCAUUGACACUAUCUGGUGAAGCAUAUGGUAAAUGGGAAGGCCUAGAUGCAAAGGUUAAUGAUCAUGAAAUAGUAUGGCCCCCAAUGGUUGUCAUAAUGAACACAAGAUAUCAGCAGGAUGACAACAAUAAGUGGAACGGAAUGGGAAAUCAAGAGCUUCUUGAUUACUUUAGCUCGUACUCUGCAUUGAAGGCUCGACACUCAUAUGGUCCAAAAGGGCACCGAGGCAUCAGUGUGCUAAUCUUUGAGAGCUCGGCAUCAGGGUAUUUAGAGGCUGCACGUUUGCAUAAACAUUUCAAAGAGCAAGGAAGAGAUAGGGAUGCGUGGGGUCGUUGUAAGACCCCUUUUUGUCUGGGUGGGAAGCGUCAACUUUAUGGUUACAUGGUUGUGAAAGAUGACUUGGAUAUCUUCAACCAACAUGCCCAUGGUAGGUCCAACUUGAAAUUUGAGAUGAGAUCAUACCAAGAGAUGGUUGAGAGCAAGAUAAAGGAUAUAAAUGAUGAUAAACAGCAGAUUACCUGGUUUAAAGAAAGGGUUGCUAAAGAGAAGAAGCAUUCACAAACUCUGGCAGCUACUCUAUCUCAAGUCAGUGAGAAGUUGCGUAGAGCAACAGAAGAAAAUCGUAUUGUCAGAGAGCGAAUUAAAAUACAGCGUGAGGAGAACAAAGAGGAGAUGGAUGCCCAAGAACAAUUUUUUAAGGAUCAAAUCAAAGCUAUUCAACAAGCUAUAGAUGCAAAGGAAGAUAGUUUUGAGCAAUUACAACAGCAGGAGCGAGAGAAAGUGAAGAUGACAAAUUCAUCUAAGAUAGAGGAUCUAAGAAUUAGGCAGCAGGAAAUUGCUAGAUUCAUACAGUUCCAGGACAAAGAGAUGGAACAAUUUGUAGAUGAGAGGGAUAAGCUGGAUAGAGAUCAUGAAUACAUGAAGCGAAAGCUAAGGCAGAGGUACUGGAAGGAAGAGGUUGAGCUGGAGAAGAAGUAUGAAACUGAAAUAACCCAGCUAAUGGAGAAGUAUGCCCCCUCAUCAUCAUUAGGAACAAACAGCCAAUAG